UAGGCAUUGAACUUUUUUCUGCCAGGAAUUUCCAGAAACAGGCAGCCCCAGUACACAGUACAAAACUUCGCGACCAUGGCAGACGACGGCCUGCUGCUCAAUUUCGAACUCGGGGAUGUGCCACUGACAAGUCAGGUCAAAUUCAAGGGCGGCCGCUGGAGAGAUCGGGUCCGAGCGCAGAAGACGGUCAACAAAGACCAUCAAGUCGCAGCCCCGACAGACGACGACGAGGCCGACAGACCGACAAAACGGCCAAGAACAGACGACGAUGUCCCGGGGCGGCGCUUCAAAGUGGCCAAGGCCAACAAUGCGAACGACAAGCCACCGAGCUAUGCCAUGAAGACUGGCCAGAUAUCCUCUGGUCUGUUCACGUCCAACCCAGCAGCCGUUUCGGCAUUCAACGACCAUAAAGACGAGGAAACCGAGCCUGCGCAACCCUCCAAUGCGCCACUCACAGACGAAGCCGAGAAUUUCCUCGCCCUGGGACUCUCCAGGCGAGUCGCUCAACACCUGGCGACAAAGUUGGAGAUGAAAGCCCCAACCGCCAUCCAGAAGAGCACAAUACCGCUGCUGAUCAAAGAGGACCACGACGCCUUUCUGCAGGCCGAGACGGGCUCCGGCAAGACGCUGGCUUACCUGUUGCCCAUCAUCCAUAGGAUAAUGGCUUUGAGUCUCAACAAAGACGGCACUUCCAAGGACAUACAGGUGCACAGGAACUCGGGGUUGUUUGCCAUUAUCCUGGCGCCAACCCGCGAACUUUGCAAGCAAAUCGCCCUGGUGGCCGAGAAGGUGCUCCGCUGUACCCCGUGGCUCGUCUGCACCACAGUUAUUGGAGGCGAGAGCAAGAAGUCAGAAAAGGCGCGCAUCAGGAAAGGCGUCAACAUCCUGAUCGCAACACCGGGCCGGUUGACCGAUCAUUUAGACAAUACCAAGGUCCUCGACGUCGGCACAGUGCGGUGGCUGGUUCUGGACGAAGGUGACCGGAUGAUGGAGAUGGGCUUCGAGGACGAUAUUCGAACCAUUAUUGGAAAGACCAGAGAGGUUACACUCUUGAAGCAGAACUCGGAGGGCGUUGUUCUGGAUGGCGUUCUCCCUACUCGGAGAGUCACUGUUCUUUGCUCGGCCACCAUGAAGAUGAAUGUUCAGAAACUGGGCGAGAUCAGUCUAGAAGAUGCGGCGCACAUUACUGCGUCAAAAUCCGAGCUCGACAAGGAUAGCGAAACUGGCAACGACGCCGCUUUCUCCGCUCCGGCUCAGCUUAAACAACAAUGCAUCAUUACGCCAGCCAAGCUACGAUUGGUCACGCUGACUGCCCUGUUGAAGUCGACAUUUGCUAGACGAGGCACAGUCUUCAAGGCCAUCAUCUUUAUCUCAUGUGCCGACUCUGUCGACUAUCAUUUUUCGCUAUUGAAGUCGACAACGACUCCCGAAAUCCCCGCCCCGACACCUGAUACACCUUACACACCGCCAGAAAAGCCAAAUCCCGACACGGAAACAACUGUCGCUCUAGCGUCUUACAUCACAUCACCAGCAAAUCCUAAGGUGGCGCUCCACAAGCUCCACGGCUCCCUCGCGCAGCCCGUUCGGACGGCCACCCUCAACGCUUUCACCGUCUGCAAAGAGCCUGCCGUUCUCAUUACCACAGAUAUCUCGUCCCGCGGCCUCGAUGUUCCGGCUGUGGACCUCGUAGUAGAAUACGACCCUGCUUUUUCCAUAUCGGAUCAUGUCCAUCGUAUUGGCCGAACUGCGCGGGCUGGUCGCGCUGGACGAGCAGUACUCUUUCUGCUUCCCGGCUCAGAGGAAGGGUACACGAGUCUUCUCGGCAUAGCGAACCCCGUGGCGCCCCAACUGUACGAAUCUGUGCUCCAAAAGGGGCUUGCGGCAGCUGUCAAUCUCCCAUCAGCCGACUCUAGUGCCGAAAGCGAGAAGCAAACUUGGAGCACCCGGGCUGAAGCUUUGCAGCUCCAUUUCGAGCAGCGGCUGCUUGCUACUCCUCCUGGUGGUGGGAGUGCCGACCGUGGGCUUAAGUCCAAGGGGGCUAAGGGGAACAAGGGACGCGACAUCAAGGCCCAGGACAACCCGCUACUUGACGCUGCCCGGCAAGCAUUCCGAUCCCAUAUACGUGCGUACGCAACACACGUGCGCGACGAGCGUGGAUUCUUCGAUAUAACUCGGCUACAUCUUGGCCACAUGGCAAAGAGUUUUGGGCUUCGUGAGGCACCGGGCGGCAUCGGCGGAGGCGUUGCCAGGCAAACUCAUAGGGCACCCGCGCAGAAGGGUGUCAUGGGCAAGCCGGCAGCGACAAGCAGGCAGUCGGGGGGUGGCAAAGUUGGCAAAGGCGGCGCGGGCGACAAGGACGACGAUGGGCUAGGUGUCGUGGACGAGACGGCUGCUCGCAGGAUGCGGGAGAAGAUGAUGGGAGUCAUGAAUGCUGCGAGCGAGUUCAACAUUGGGUAAGAAGGGACGCCUGCCAGUUGCUGCGUACCAAGGUUACUAUCUAUAUUAGCUAUCUGAUGAGAUGUCUACGUAUCAUUAUACCCCUAAGAUAAUUAUAUAGAAAGGAUAUAUAAGGUGCUAUCCCCCG
Lasiosphaeria miniovina is the source of this 2584-nucleotide messenger RNA. Its product is annotated as P-loop containing nucleoside triphosphate hydrolase protein. NCBI's taxonomy places the organism in Eukaryota, Fungi, Ascomycota, Sordariomycetes, Sordariales, Lasiosphaeriaceae. Gene Ontology annotation, cellular component: nucleus. The transcript has a single exon. Gene Ontology annotation, biological process: ribosome biogenesis. Bases 76 to 2457 code for a protein of 793 amino acids. The record is from RefSeq and is a predicted model, not a curated record. Gene Ontology annotation, molecular function: ATP binding; nucleic acid binding.